GUGCGGGGGGAAGGACAACAAACUAACACACUAAAAAGAUGCUAGGUGGAUUAUUAACGUCGUGGUAUCGCGAGAGAUGGCGACGGUUCGGGGGGUGUCGUCAUCCAGCAGUAGAUUGAUCAUGACCGACGACGAUGAGAUUCCCGGAUCGAUUUCUGGCAUCGAAAGUACGCGCGAAUCGUUUCAGAGAGAAUCGAUUUCACACGUUCCGAUCAUGGCUUACCGCUUCAAUGGGGUCACGCAGCGCCUGGCGGGCGCCUCUCCUCAAGCCGCCUACUGCCCGCAGGGCCUGCGGGGAGCCGUACCCGCUGAAUCACCCCCCAUGGUGUUUUCCGGGUCGGUGAAGGCCGUCUCGGAAGCGAGUCAACCAGAGUUAUUUGGGAAGAACAGAGUCCCCGAGCUGCAGAAAUUCUUCCAGCGAGCAGACGGGCUGCCCGUGCACCUCAAGCGCGGCAUGGCCGACCGGCUGCUCUACCGCACCACCAUGGGGCUCACCGUCGGUGGCACCAUCUACUGCCUCAUCGCAUUACUCAUGGCGGCACGGCCACAGAAGAACUGACGGAACCACGUAACCUCCGUAGCCUCGCCGACGACGACGAGGUGGAGGAGGACAGGGUUGCGUGGGGGGGGGAAUUUGGGGAGGGCAAACACCUCGCCCUCAAAACAAAAAACCCGUGUCGCCUCAUGGGCACGACAAAUGAAGGGCGGUGGCCCACGAAACGAACAGCUCUCCUCUUGUAGCUUCACCUGUUAGGCUGUGUGCUCUGGGCAGCCACACGUAGUAGCCGGUUUAAAUUCUUUGUGACCAGGAGCUGGCCGGGAGGUGCGGGGGUCAGAGCGCCCAGCUGGAACCGCCGAGAUCCUAGUUCCAAAUCCAGGAAGCUGCUCGUGGUUAAACUGGGUUCUCGCCGGUCAGUGAGAGGGAGGUUGGAGGCACGCAGGACCAGUUUCUGGCAUCACUCGCCACCGAUGUGAGCCGUGACCGGGAACGUGGGUUCACAGUGCGUUGUGCGCUAACCACUCCACCGCCACCGCCACAACCCUUAAAUUAUAACAGUGCCAUUUGUUUACCCAGGAAAAUCCUCCCACUGUGUCUGAAGAUUUUCAGGAGUCGGUUCUGCUAUAGUUGGGAUGUUUGGCAAAUUCCGUGAAUGACAGUUUGGGUUUGUGUUCCAACCACGCAGAGAGGAGGAUAACAAUGAGUGCCACAUCGAGGCCCACAGACUCACAUAGAGACCCAUAGACUUAACAUACAGACUCGCAUAGACUGAGCCGCUUGUAGCGAGUUUAUAUGGUCUCGGCCCAGUCACCAAAAACUCAGAAUCAACAUAUUCAUCCUGGAGGAAUCCAAUGAGCUAUAGAGCUCUUUCUCACAGAUGUCCAGUAGGGGCAGGUCAAAAACGGUCCAACAACAAUCAGAACGUUACAACUGCACACGAAAGAAACACAUUUGGCUCGUGUUACUUAAUUUGGCUACACUCCAGCUUUGAGUAUAAAUAGUUCAGUUACCCUGUCAUAGGAAGAAGGUUACUCAGUGGCAGGGCGGGUGGGAAAGUGCUGACCCCUACUGAGCGGAUCGGAGAUCACUGAUAGAUAUAGACGUAGCUCUGUGGUUUCCGCUUCCACGGGCCGUUCGGUAAUCACGACGGGGGUUACACUUGCUCUGCGAGAGUUCCUCAUGGAUUCUUCGUCUUCUCAUGGCGCGACGCCGAUGAGCACGAUCAUGACGACGUUGAGGACAGCCCCGGUGUGUAGCUACAAGAUAAGAGCUGUUUUUCACCUUGGAACGCUCCCUCUCUUAACUCCAGCCGUUCGCGAAUGACCAACUCUAAAGUAGUAAAUAAAUGACGUCGCAUCGCGAUUGUACGACAGUUGUGGCACAUGUUGAAGUGUGCUUAGUGGGACCACAGGGUGGUGUGUGUGUGAACGUCUGUGUGUAUCAGGGAAAAGCUAAAUACUGCAAUACGAUGCGGAUGUGUAUGUAGCGGUGUCUACAUGCGACUGCAGCCUGUACGGAAUCGGUGGGCGUAUUUAUUUUGUGUAGAGAGAUAGAAAGUCGGUAAGUCAUUGGUAGAGGAAAGAAGAGAGGUCUCUCUUGUGAAUUUGUCUCUCUAUGUGAGUCGGUUUCUGCGAGUCUAUGGGGUAAGUCGAUGGGUCCCUACGCAAUACAAUUACUGAUUUAAAGCUUUCGUGACUGCAGGGAAUCAUAUUCUUGGUUCUUUCGGUAAAGUCACGUAGAAGGGAAACAAUAAAAUAA
This is a messenger RNA of Petromyzon marinus (sea lamprey), 2257 nucleotides long. It is a transcript of the gene COX7A2L, whose product is annotated as cytochrome c oxidase subunit 7A2 like. The record is from RefSeq and is a predicted model, not a curated record. Gene Ontology annotation, biological process: regulation of oxidative phosphorylation; mitochondrial respirasome assembly; mitochondrial electron transport, cytochrome c to oxygen. Gene Ontology annotation, cellular component: respiratory chain complex IV. NCBI's taxonomy places the organism in Eukaryota, Metazoa, Chordata, Hyperoartia, Petromyzontiformes, Petromyzontidae.